CCUGCAAUCAACAUUUGCGAGUAACUUUUCCGAAUUGUUUAAGAAAAAAAUGGCACAUUCUUUUAAAGUAAUAAUUUUGUUUUUCCUUUUACUGACGCUGCUUAUUGAUAUCUUCUUGUGCAACAUCGUAAAACGAAAAGCACCCGAUGGAAAGCUUUACGUAUUUUCAAAAAGAGAAGGAUGUGUGUCCGUACAAAGUGCAAGUCCUUGUAGAUUGAAUUGGAAAUUAAAUCUAUACAUCGCCAAAAUUUACCCACAGCAAAAUGCUAUCAUUUCACAAGCAGUAAAUCUCUAUGGUCAACUUGGCAUUUCACUUAAAUGUACAAAUGCUGUGAAAGAAGCCUUAUGCUCACAACUGACACCAAAAUGUUCUGAGAAGGACUACAGUCGAGAUUAUGGUGACGUUACCAGGCUGUGUAACAACAUUUACUCUAGUUGUCCUUCUACUCUCGUAAAUAAUUUAAAGAAAAACAACUUUUGCAAGAAUUUGAAAAAGGGCAGACGCUCAAACGGUCAAUGUGUCGCCAAUACUGCGGCUGUUGCUGGUGCUUGUCCGCAGCCAACGUACAAGAUGACACCGGAGUUCUUUGAAGACUACCAAAAGGCCUCCGUAAAAGUCCAAACAGCUAUAACAAGUAUUCGUAAUGCCCGAUACAGUGAUGGAAGAAGGAUUUUUUCAGAUACUUGUGUUUCACAAAUAACAGAAAUUGAAUGUGUGGCAAUUUACUGUUCUGCCAAUGAAACGGAGCUUUUAGUAAAAUUUGACAAGGAUGACUGCAAUAAGUUAGUUCACACCUGUUUUGAUGAACCAUUCAGAAAAUUGUCGCAAUCAUCUAGCAUUCGAAGAGUUUUGAAUACUUUGAAAAAUCAGCUUCGCUUCUCCUGCAACAAAUACCCAGCAUCUUCGUCCGAACUACGGCCUGAACCCCCAAGAAUUGGUGAAAAGACACCAACUACAACUGGAAACACACCGAAACAACGUGAAAACCUUCCAACAGCAAAUAGAAACAGAAAAAAAGUGGGUAAAAACACACCAAAGGGAAGUGGAAACACUGUGUACGGAAGCAAUGGAAUUCUUUCCCUCAUCUUUUUUGCACUCUUGAAUGAGCUUUUGAUAGCUUGAACUUUAGGCGUGACAAAGUAUUUAAUUUAAUUUGAUGAAUAUGUACACUUUUUUAUAUAAUCACUUUACAUACACUAUACAAUACACUUUUUUAUACAAUCUACAUUUCAUCACAGAACAUCUAGACAGAUGGAUACCUAACCAAUGCGUAAGACUUACCUUCUGCGACUUCUCGUCUCCUCUUAAUAACAUGAACUAAUUAUCACUUUGUUUUUAUUAUUUAUUACUUACAUUAAUAUGUUGGUGUGUUUUAACAACAGGUUUUACCAUUGAAUUCCAGCAUGGGCCAUAUAAAGCCUUAUUUUAUCUUUAAAUAUCGCAUAAUAAUCGCAAAACUUAGACUCCCUAAUUAAAAUUCAAUCAAAAAUUGUUUGUUCAAAUGCUUUCUUCUUUGUAUUGCUAGUGCUAAAAAAUUAAAUUUGUUCAGAUAAUAAAACUUUAAACGGUAAA
Molecule: messenger RNA, 1573 nt
Organism: Xenia sp. Carnegie-2017
Lineage: Eukaryota; Metazoa; Cnidaria; Anthozoa; Malacalcyonacea; Xeniidae
Exons: 3
Coding region: 50-1123 (357 amino acids)
Molecular function (GO): protein binding
Source: RefSeq, a predicted model, not a curated record